Molecule: messenger RNA, 1190 nt
Organism: Trichoderma asperellum CBS 433.97
Lineage: Eukaryota; Fungi; Ascomycota; Sordariomycetes; Hypocreales; Hypocreaceae
Molecular function (GO): catalytic activity
Source: RefSeq, a predicted model, not a curated record
CGGUCUCUAUACAAAGUAAAUAAUUAGUCCACCAUGCCUCGCUGAAUAGUUUCUGUUUUAACUACUUUUGACUAUUCCAAUAAAGAGACAAGCGAAACAAAAAGGAAGCUGGCUUCUUGUUUGUCGUAAUUUUAUAUCUGCUACGGAGAAAACCACAUACACAAAUCUGUCUCUCUAUCACCAUCAUGACUGCCGGAACCACCAUCAGAGUGCCGCAUCUGGGCGGAAUUGAUGCCGGUUACCGUUUGUCUAACGGCGCCGUCGACCCCGCCAAGCCUACAGUUGUGCUCAUCAACUCUAUGUGCAUGACCUCUUCUCUAUAUGACCACCAGUUCGACAACAAGGCUCUUACCGAUGCUGCCAACCUACUGGCCAUUGAGCCUCUUGGCCACGGAUCCACCGAGUGCUCUGCAGAGAAUUACACCUACUGGGACACGGCCAUCAUGGCCAUUCAAGUGCUGGAUGCCCUCGGCAUUAAGAAGGCUUUUGCUCUUGGUACCAGCCAGGGAGGUUGGAUUGUUACAAGAAUGGCUCUUGUUGCCCCAGAGAAGAUUCAAGGUCUGUUGAUUCUUGGCACUUCGCUCGACUAUGAGUCUGCCGCCUCCCGAGAAAAGGGAUGCUGGGAUCCCGCAACAAUGCUUGGCCCAGUAGUUGACACCCUUCACAGCAAUGUGCCGACUCCAGAUUUCCUCAUUGACGAGGGUCUGCGCGAAAGCGUAGUGAACAUCGGUUUCUCGGGUGCAAUUUCACCAGAGGCUGUUGAGUUCUGGAAGACUACACUCAACAAGAUUUACUCUGGAGACGGAGGACGCAAGAAGCUGCGUGGAGCUUUUGUCAACCUCUUGGAGCGAGAUGGCUUGUUAAGAAGGGCGCAGGAUGUCAAGUGCCCUGUCUACUGGCUUCAGGGCAACCAAGAUCCGGUGUUCGGUGUUGAAGUACCAAAGGAGCACAUCAAGGCCUUCUCAAGCUCUGUAGAGACCGAGCUGUCUUUUACUGACGGCGGCCACUACCUCAACGCCACCACUCCUAAGGAGGUAGAUGCAAAAUUACUUCAGCUCAUCAACAAGUACUCUGCAUUGUAGAGUUUAAUAAAGUUGAAUAGUCUUUUGAGUUCAAAAUCAUGAUAGCCAAGCAUAGCAAUAUCCAGAGUCUUUAUUGAAUACCUAUAGCGUAAAGACAAUACGAUUAUC